AUGGUCUUAAGACAUUACCAAGUUUUACCUAGUGGACUAAAUCAGUUUGAAGUAAGAGGAACUACAGAUGCUUAUGAGGUGGAUCUUGAAGAAAGAACUUGCUCAUGCAGGCUUUGGCAGCUUAAUGGAAUCGGUUGUGUCCAUUCUGUUGCAGCUAUUAGUUUUAUGAAUAGGGAUGUGGAGUCAUAUGUGGACAAAAUGUUUAGUAGCAUCACUUACAUGAAGGCAUACAAGUUUAGGUUAGCACCUAUGAAUGGAAGGAAUUUGUGGCCUACAACUGAUUACACCCCAACUUUACCUCCUGUUCAUAGAACUAUGCCUGGGAGACCUGCAACAAAAGGAAAAGGGAUGCAACAGAAAACCCAAACCAGUCAAGUAAAAAUCAAAGAAAACUACCCAAACACAAAACAAAGGUCUCCUAAAAUCAAAGCUAGAAGAAAAACAAAACAGGGUGUAGCCGAAGCACUCAAUGAGGAUGAUGAAGGUAAUCAAGCUAAUGCAAUGAAUGAAGGUGAUGAAGUGCAUGAGGGUGAUCAAGCAGUAAAUGAUGAUGGAGGAGGAGUAAAUGAUGGUGGAGAAGCAGUCAAUGAGGUGCAUGUGCAACAAGAAUAUGAUGAGGUGGAACUCACUCCUUUGGAUUUUGAUGCAUCAGCAAAUGGAGAACCUAGUCAGGUUCAUGUGCAAGAACAGGAGGCUAGAGAAACACCAGUUGCAACCUUGUUGAAGAAAAUCAGGAGGAAGAAAUCUGAAAGGGUUAUCAAGUUGAAGUUGGGCAAGAAAGUUGGUGGUGCAGAUGCACCUGGGAAUUCAGAAGCUAAACUUGUUACUCUAGAAUAA
Lactuca virosa is the source of this 837-nucleotide messenger RNA. The record is from the annotation of a GenBank genome assembly. Lineage: Eukaryota; Viridiplantae; Streptophyta; Magnoliopsida; Asterales; Asteraceae.